Rotaria sordida is the source of this 570-nucleotide messenger RNA. Lineage: Eukaryota; Metazoa; Rotifera; Eurotatoria; Philodinida; Philodinidae. The record is from the annotation of a GenBank genome assembly.
AUGUAUUCUGAUUAUAAAUUAUUAUCUUCUUUAUUAUCAAAUAAACAUACGUAUAUAGAUAAGGUAGUCAAUCUAUCAUGUGUAUGCCAUACAAUGAAUUGUUGUGGUUGUUGCAAAACAAAUAAACGAAAUCGAUAUACAUCUGACAAUAUUCAAGAACAAUUUGACAGAUUAACUUAUUUAUCUAGUUUAAACAAGAAUCAAAUACCACAUGCCAAAAUUUGUUUGGAUAAACAUCAAUUUACUUGUCCUUCACCAGCAUUACGUUAUACUAAAGUACUACGUCGAAAACUAUGUUCAGUACCAGAACCUAUGUUGUUUGGUUUACCUAUUCAAUAUGAUAAUCAUUCAAUCGAUCGAAAGAAUUUUUCAAUUGAAAAACUCUGCGAAUGGCCAUUUACUGGUAUAUCAGAAUAUUUGAGAAGUUAUCGUUCAUAUACUGUAGAUGAAAUACAAUCACAUCGAAGUAAAAAAUCAUUUAAAGAGCAUCAAUUUUUAAUAAAAGAUCUUGAACCAAUGACUCUAUUUACAACUUAUAGUGUACAUUGUUGUUAUCUUUUUGUUAUAUAA